Messenger RNA from Yamadazyma tenuis ATCC 10573, 1976 nucleotides. Lineage: Eukaryota; Fungi; Ascomycota; Pichiomycetes; Serinales; Debaryomycetaceae. The record is from RefSeq and is a predicted model, not a curated record.
AACCAUGUACAAAUCUAGACAGUAUGAAGUGGUCAAGAGAAGUGAAGAGCUUGUCUACGGGCGUAGACCCCUCCAAUCAAUUGACCAGAAGGUCACCAAGCUUGUGUUUGGAGGAGAACUUAUUGCCCAGAGUAUUAUGGCUGCCUGGGAAACCCUCGAAGAUGGUUGGACUCCCAAUUCAUUCCAUUCAUACUUCAUGAGGCCAGCAUCCACCGAGACUGUGAUCCGGUACGAGAUUUCUAGUAAUAGCGAUGGCCACAAUUACAAGAACCGGUUGGUGCACUGCUAUCAGGAAAAGGGCGAUAAGCUUUGCUUUAUAGCGAUGAUCUCGUUUGCUCAGAAGAACGACAUGAAAAAACGUCAAUUAGACUUCCAAAAUAGCCCUAACCCCAACGUGAAGAAUGUUCCAUUCGACUUCCAGUUCUCUCCCAACGAGUACUUCUACAAGUAUAAAGAUCGGAUGGAAGAGUUGAUGGUGUUCAACCAUACCAACGACCAUAUUCUGGCGAUGAUUCCGCCGGAAAUCUUCGAGGAUGCGGGGGACGCAGAAAACCAGUUGGAGGUGGGUGAGAGGCGAUUAGGCUUCUUUACUCGGGUGAAUGUCGAUGGGGUGCAGCCAGUCCAUAAAAAGUGGAACUAUGUGGACUUUGCGUUUGUGUCCGAUGCCACCACGCUUGUGCUCUUUUAUCGGUGCUUGGGUACGGCUUUCAGCAUGAAGUAUUUCUGGUACACGUAUGCCACCAUGGAUCAUAACAUCUACUUUCAUGACGACGAUUUUAAUAUCACCGACUGGUUGUUUGUGGACUUUCGGUUUGUGAGGUUGAGCAACGGCCGAGUGUUGUUUCUCUCGUUUUAUUUCAAUAGAGAUGGAAAGUUGGUGGCUUCCAUAACGCAGGAAGCGCAGGUGCAGAUUCCUCAGAAAGUGGCUGAUAAGGCGACUCUGGGAUCGUACAAGUUAUAGGAGGGGUUUAGUAGGGCUUGUUGAUCGCGACAUUGUUUGUGUACCAGUGGCUGUCACUGUUCACUUGGCUACAUGAUUCCUCCGUCUGGUGCAAAACCUGUCAAUUUCAAACACACUAUAUCAGCCAGCCAACACUCCAAUGUCAAUAAUAGAAUCCAUUCAAUCUAAACAAAUGAACUAUGUAUAACCAAGUCCAAGCCCUGAGCUUGGUCAAGCUCUGGUCUCUGUUCCUAUCUCUGUCUCCGUUGUCUCAUUAUAAUUCUCAGUCAAUUUGCGUCCACGAUUCUUGGGCCUUUCUCAUCAGCUGACUCAAUGGCAUUCCAAUCCCCGUCCUGUCGACUUGUGGCCCCACAACCAGUGUCCACCAAUUGCACCCAACACAACUGCAAGCAUCAACCACCCAUUAUACGUCAUAAACACCAACAUAAGCAUAAACAGGUACCCGAUCUGAAACCCAUAAAACACCGACUUCUUGAGCCUAUACAAACUCAUGGCUCUCAGGUCAGACGCCACUGCCAAAGUACGGGCCUCCCAGAGGGAGAUAGUGUGGCGUACAAACUCGUAGCCCGUGGCCAAAGCAGCCACUGCCACAAAUGAAAACAAAAACGAGUAGACGGAGCGGAUGUGCCACCAGUGGAAAAUCACACAGGUGUUGGUGUAGUCCCACGUGAAGAGCAUGUUCAUGGAGCACCUGGCAGGCAUGUCGGGCAUGGGCAUAUCGUGGGAUGCGGAUGGCGAGUGGACAGGCAUCUGAUCCAUAUUGUGAUAGCUGUUCAUUUGGUUGAGAUGUUUGAGCACUUUAUAUUCCUAGUUGGCUGCGCGGCCCGAUAGUGCGAGUUUCCCCCAUUAGGAGACUUUGGUGGGUGUAUGGGUCAGAACCCCAGUUCACCCCAAUUAGUCAGAACUCCCUACACCAGAUCAUACUCAUUAGUCAGAAUCCAUAUCCGGUACAAACAUCGGGCACUUGCCCGGUUUCAGUCAUUCCUCCCAGAAAUCAAGUCGAUCUUAAUCCGGG